This is a messenger RNA of Heterocephalus glaber (naked mole-rat), 3601 nucleotides long. RefSeq names its product DNA cross-link repair 1C (gene Dclre1c). The record is from RefSeq and is a predicted model, not a curated record. NCBI's taxonomy places the organism in Eukaryota, Metazoa, Chordata, Mammalia, Rodentia, Bathyergidae. Gene Ontology annotation, molecular function: damaged DNA binding; 5'-3' DNA exonuclease activity. Gene Ontology annotation, biological process: telomere maintenance; double-strand break repair via nonhomologous end joining; interstrand cross-link repair.
GCUGCGUGCAGGCUCCGGAAGUGGAGGCGAGCGCGCGGGCCGGGUCUCUGCGGCGGCCCGGGGUCGGUCCUGCGGCGCGAUGAGCUCCUUCCAGGGACAGAUGGCCGAGUACCCGACCGUCUCCAUAGACCGCUUCGACAGGGAGAACUUGCGGGCCCGCGCCUACUUCCUGUCGCACUGCCACAAGGUGUGAAGAAAACAGGUCUCGGACCGACCUCGAACUUGAGGUAGAGCAGACGCGCACAGGCCCAGGCGUCAGACUCGGCCUGUGAACGGGACCGAGUGCACCCCGCCCCCUUCUUAGGUCUCCGGUCUGCUGCCGGCGUGAAGUCUUCUGCUCCGGGACGGGGUGGCGGGGUGCAGAUGUAGCUGAUCACAUGAAAGGACUAAGGGCACCGACUUUGAAAAGAAGGUUGGAGUGCAGCUUGAAGGUCCACCUGUACUGCUCUCCUGUUACUAAGGAGUUGUUGUUAACUAGCCCAAAAUACAGAUUUUGGGAGAAACGAAUUGUAUCGAUUGAAAUUGAAACUCCUACCCAGAUAUCUUUAGUUGAUGAAGCAUCAGGCGAGGAGGAAGAGAUUGUUGUGACUCUCUUACCAGCUGGCCACUGCCCGGGAUCAGUUAUGUUUUUAUUUCAGGGUAAUAAUGGAACUGUCUUGUACACAGGAGACUUCAGGUUGGCCAAAGGAGAAGCUGCUAGAAUGGAGCUCCUGCACUCUGGGGGCAGAGUAAGAGACAUCCAGAGUGUGUAUUUAGAUACGACUUUCUGUGACCCAAGAUUUUACCAGAUUCCCAGUCGGGGGGAGUGUUUAAGUGGAAUUUUAGAGCUGGUUCGGAGCUGGAUCACUCGGAGUCCAUAUCACGUGGUAUGGCUGAACUGCAAAGCCGCUUACGGCUACGAGUAUUUGUUCACUAAGCUGAGUGAGGAGCUGGGAGUCCAGGUUCACGUAGACAAGCUAGACAUGUUUAGAAACAUGCCUGAUAUCCUCCAUCACCUCACCACGGACCGAAGCACCCAGAUCCACGCCUGUCGGCAUCCCAAGGCAGAGGAGUAUUGGCAGUGGAAUAAAUUACCCUGUGGAAUUACUUCCAGGAAUAAAAUUCCACUCCGCACAAUCAGCAUUAAGCCAUCCACCAUGUGGUUUGGAGAAAGAUCCAGGAAAACAAAUGUCAUUGUGAGGACUGGAGAGAGUUCAUACAGAGCUUGUUUUUCUUUUCACUCCUCCUACAGUGAGAUUAAAGACUUCUUGAGUUACCUCAGUCCUGUGAAUGUGUACCCAAACGUCGUUCCAGUGGGCACAACUCUGGCUAAAGUCAGAGAAAUCUUAAAGCCUUUAUGCCGGUCUUCCCAAAAUACUGAGCCAAAGUAUAAACCACUUGGAAACCUGAAGAGAGCUAGAACAGUCCAUCUAGAUCCAGAGGAGGAUGACCUUUUUGAUGACCCUCUGCCAGUACCUUUGAGGCACAGGCUGCCAUACCAGGUGACUCUUCAUCCUGAGGUUAUCUUGCUGACUGCAGUUCCACAAAACCAGUCCGAAAAACUGAGACAAAGCACAGGAUGCUGUGAAGUCAAGAGUGGGGAAAGCUCUCUUUUGGCCAACUUCAUAGACUGUGACGAAUCCAACAGUGGAAGUGAAGAAGAAUUGGAACUCCCAGCAUCACUGCAAGGUCUGGAUCCUGGAACACCUCCCCAGCAGGGUGAUGCAGAUGUACCCCAGUGGGAAGUAUUCUUUAAAGGAAAUCAUGUUACAGAGGAAGGUCUAGAAAACUUUCCUUCUUCAACACAGACUGGGGGAUCUCAGUCACCCCAGCUUUUCAGUGACUCGGAUGGCGAAUCAACCCACAUCUCCUCCCAGAAUUCUUCGCAGUCAACACACAUAACAGAACAAGGAAGUCAAGGCUGGGACAGCCAGUCUGAUACUGUUCUGUUAUCUUCACAGGACAGAAAUGGGGACAGUGCCUUUUUGAACAAAGGUGCCCAUAGACCAAAGGUCAAGGACAGUAUCCCUGCUUCUCAGAUGGAACAAAAUGCACUUUGCGCAAAGGACGCUGCCAGUGAUGUGAAAGGCAGAGCCCAAGACUUAACUAUAGUUCCUAGUACGGAGGAACACAGACCUGAGGAAAAAAGGUUGUCAAAUCAUAGCACAUACCCAGACUCACACAGCUCCUCUGAUUUUGAGAUUCCCUCGACUCCAGAAGCUGAGCUACCUAAACAAGAGCAUUUACAGUGUUUAUAUCAGAAACUGGCAACAGGUCAGAGUAUAGUAGCUGAAAAAAGAAAAUGCUCAUUCUUGGAUAUUUAAGAAUUAAAACACCCUGUCCUAGAGCAAUCAUUAAAAAGCUUUUACAAGCAAUUGAGUCUACUAUUGCAGUAGAUUAGUUACAGUGGAAUAAAAAAUGUUGAGAGUAGCCAGGCACAGUGGCACAUGCCUGAUACCGGCACUAAGGCAAGAGGAUCAGAAGUCCCAGUCCUGCCUGGGCAAGUUGGUGAGACUCUGUCUCAAAAAGGGGUGGUGGUGGAAUAUAGCUUAGUGCAAAGGUCAUGGCUUCAAUCCUCAGGACUAAAACCAAAAACUAAAGGCAGGCAAUUGAGGUAAAUGGGGGUUAAAAAACAGCACAUGGGAGGCAGAACUAAAUCUAAACAUCUUAAUAAUUAUAUUAAAUGUAAAUGGUCUAAGGACACGUCGAGAAAGACUACUCAGGUAAAAAAAAACUAUGGUGUCCACAAGAAAUUCAACUCAAAUGCUAUCUAUAGAUAAAAGGAAGGGGAAAAAAGAUCCAACAGGUAAGCAGUAACUAAAAGCAGGAGUGGCUAUAUUAGUAUUAGACCGUUUCCUAAUGAUAAAAGGUCCAGUUAACUGAGAAGACAUAAUCCUACAUGUCUGUACACUUAAUAGCUUCAAAAUACACAAGCAAAGACAACUGAGACAAACUAAUGCACAAUUUUAGAGGUUAACAUCCCUCUCAGUGAACUACAUUUUAUAUAUACAUCCGUACAUAUAUAUAUAGAUAGGUGUAUAUAUCUGUAUGUACACACACACAGAAAAUCACUAAGUGUGUAGAGGAACUGAACAUCACCACUUAACUGGAUCUGACAUAAGACCCUCCACCUAAACAGCAGAACGCAUCUCAAGUGUGCAGGAACUUUAACCAAAGACAGACUAUCUUGGGUCAGACAAACAUUUAAAUUGGAAUAAAUUUGGACCUACUGCAAUAAACUGAUGGUCACAGGGAAAAAAUAGCACCGUAUCCCAAAAGCUGUUGUAUCACUUAAAAACCAUAUUAUCAAUUCAGUGGUAAAAGUAUAACCACAAAAAUUAGGAUGUAAAAAAAAAAUGCUUAAGAAUUAAAUGGCUAAAAUAUGCUAUGUUCUGUGAGUCAACACCUUCAAAGUCCAGAAAUGAUUAUGAGGAUUUAAUAAAUUUUUUGUUGCUGUUGUUAACGGGGAUCAAAUUCAGGACCUUAUGCUUGUGAGGCGGCAGGCGGUGGCACCACUGAGCUAAAUUCCCAGCCCGAGGAUUUACUAAACUUUUGUAAAUAUAUAUUCAUAAAUACUUCUGGAUAUGCUGAUGUUUCACAAAUUAAAACAAAAGCAAAGGUA